UGAAAGUUAUUCAGCAUGACGUACGGGUACUGGAGGUAUCUGAACAAUUAUAUGAAGCUAUUCAAUCUUUCAAGCUAUGCAAGGAGAGUUUACACAACUCAGACCAAACUAUAACGUUGCCAUCUAAGUACUUACACCAGACCUGAUCACACCAUCCAAAACAAUGUCUCACUCCACACAUUACCCAGUACAACCUUCAUAUGCCCAAGCACCGCCCACAUCCUACCAGCCCAACUAUACCCAACAAGAUGGCUAUACGCCAAACGUGCACAUGAACGCACAACAGCAAAUGGGUUACGUUGCACGUGAGAAGAGCAGCGAGAAGAAACAUAAGAAGGGGAAGUGGGGCGGAUGCUGCGAUCUGGAGUGUCUCGCUUGCUUGUGCUGCUGUUGCUGUGAUGGGGGCUAGGGAUUUAUUGAAGAAACACGUGGUACAACUCUUGAGAUAGUGGUGGCUAUAAGAUUAUAUGAUUGCGAUUUUUCUGUGAAGAUUAACGGUGAAGCUUGGGGGAGUUGAGACUUGGUCUGACUAUGUAAUUUAAUCUAACUAGACGGUAUAGAACUUUUAUUAAGCAGUCUAUCACUGCAUGAUAGGUCCUAG
Pseudomassariella vexata is the source of this 601-nucleotide messenger RNA. RefSeq lists its product as uncharacterized. Lineage: Eukaryota; Fungi; Ascomycota; Sordariomycetes; Amphisphaeriales; Pseudomassariaceae. Bases 164 to 409 code for a protein of 81 amino acids. The record is from RefSeq and is a predicted model, not a curated record. The transcript has 2 exons.